AUGGGAGACGACGAUUUCCAACACGAAAAUGGCAAAUUAUCCAUCGUUUUAGUCUGCGUCGGAUCGGUAGCCUUCGUGCUAAUAAUCUACCAUUGCCUCACCAUGCGAUGGUGCCACCCCCACGGUGACAGCCAUGGUCAAGGAGCACAAGAAGCACAACAACAACAUUCCUUCAGACAAGAAAUGUUAGAGAUUGAAGCAAGCUUAGAGAAUUCAACAGCCCAACUCAUCCCAGCCCAUAAGUACCAAAAGGGCGUGGGCUUGGUGGAUGACGAUGGGAUGUGUGCAGUGUGCUUGUCUCAAUUUGAAGAUGGUGAAGAGCUGAGGACAUUACCACAAUGCCUGCAUUCAUAUCAUGCACCAUGUAUUGAUAUGUGGCUUUAUUCACAUUCAAGCUGCCCCAUGUGCCGCACAGAUGCCACACCAUCACCUCAAACAUUUCACCAUCAAUCGGAUUCAGGUUCCGGUCCACCGGGUUCCGAUUCUGUGCAUCUAGAUUCAGCUAUGGGUUCCCCAUCUCUGCAGCACUUGUUUCAACCUCCUGACGAGUCAAAUACUCGAACACAGGUUAAAGCAAAUAUUGAAAGGCCUGGAUUGUGA
Durio zibethinus is the source of this 600-nucleotide messenger RNA. RefSeq names its product RING-H2 finger protein ATL39-like. The record is from RefSeq and is a predicted model, not a curated record. Lineage: Eukaryota; Viridiplantae; Streptophyta; Magnoliopsida; Malvales; Malvaceae. Gene Ontology annotation, biological process: protein ubiquitination.